Messenger RNA from Bombyx mandarina (wild silkworm), 756 nucleotides. RefSeq names its product mitochondrial ribosomal protein L49 (gene mRpL49). NCBI's taxonomy places the organism in Eukaryota, Metazoa, Arthropoda, Insecta, Lepidoptera, Bombycidae. Gene Ontology annotation, biological process: translation. Gene Ontology annotation, molecular function: structural constituent of ribosome. Gene Ontology annotation, cellular component: mitochondrial large ribosomal subunit; ribosome. The record is from RefSeq and is a predicted model, not a curated record.
UUGAAAAGCACGAAUGUCUGCAGGCGUCCGCCAUAAUGUUUCCUUCGAAACGAAUAAUAUAGUUCUUAUUGCUCUUGUAGCAAUUCGCUCUAUUCGCUAUUCAAAAUGGCGACCGUAUUACGAACACACUCCGCGUUUGCGCGACUUUUAGUCGGAAAAAAUGGACGAAUCUUGAACAACUCACUUGAUUUGGGUGCAAAAUUAUUGCCGGAAUCACAAUUGGCACUAUCUUCAAAACAUUACUCUAGUUACGGAAAAUCACCGUUUGUGCGUAAAAUCAAAGAGCAAUAUAAUUAUGAAAUAGAAAAGAAUCCGCCAGAAUGGGAAUACGUCAAACGUUUGCUGCCGUUUACUACUAUACCUAAGAUAAUUCCCAAAGAUAGUUAUCCUUCAGGAUGGGUCCCCCCAAAAGAAGAGGCGUUAAACCAUCCAUACUUUUUAUCAAGAACAAAAAAUGCUGAGCUACCUAUCUAUUUAAAGAUUACUUACAGGGGAAUGCGUAAAAUAUCCAUAAUAAGAAAAAUUGAAGGCGACAUAUGGCUUUUGAACGAUGAAAUCAAACAAUAUUUAAAACAGAAGAACAAGAGAUACGUAGAAACUAGAGUCCAUGAAGUUGCGCGGUUGAUUGAAACUAAAGGGGAUUAUGUAAAUGAUUUACGAGAAUGGGCCCUAUCCAAGGGUUUUUAAAUGUAGUUUUUACUUAAUAGCCAAUGUUGGUAAUUCCUAAUAAAUUUUUUAGUGUAAAAAUAUUUUUGU